Linum trigynum is the source of this 1614-nucleotide messenger RNA. The record is from the annotation of a GenBank genome assembly. Lineage: Eukaryota; Viridiplantae; Streptophyta; Magnoliopsida; Malpighiales; Linaceae.
AUGGAGAGACCGCGACGGUUCAGAAGGUUCGGAAGGGGGCGUAACCAACCUCACACUCUGCUUCCACUCCGUUCAGAGAGCCGAAGCCGUCCCCUUUCCCACACCGUCUCCUGUUGGUACUGUGACUACAAGUUCUCGGCUCUCAACGGCGUCCUCUUUGGUUUCGGCAGGAGAUAUUCCAAGCAAUUGAAGUUGUGGUUCUCAAUCGGCGUCGGAUUCAGCCUCGCCGCUCUCGUCGGAGCUACUCUGCUUCUUGUUAUGGAAUUAGCAGCUUCCCCAAGUAUUCUCCCUGGCACUGCGAGCGCCACCACUUCCUUAUUGUUCGGGUUCUCCCCUCAGGUUCAUGGUCUGAGCUUCUCCAUCUCUAAUGCCGCUUAUUUGUUUUUCGCUACUUUGGUGUCUGUCUCGGUGCACGAAUUGGGCCAUGCCAUUGCUGCUGGAAGUGAGGGCAUCCAGGUAGAAUACAUUGCCGUGUUCAUCGCGCUUCUGUUUCCUGGUGCCUUGGUAGCCUUAAACGAUGAACUGCUCAAUGGCUUGGAGAGGUUCAGUGCUCUUCGUGUAUAUUGUGCUGGCAUUUGGCAUAAUGCUGCGUGUUGUGCAGCUUGUGGAUUUAUGCUGUUUCUGCUGCCGUUGCUCUUAUGCCCCUUCUACUUGCAUGGUGAAACCCCCAUGGUUCUGCAUGUACCCUCCACAUCUCCUUUGUCUGGCUAUUUGUCUCCUGGAGAUUUGAUCGUGUCACUGGAUGGCAAACACGUCCACGAUGAACAUGAGUGGAAGGAGUUGUCUGCUUUAAUACAAGACCGUACGUUCAAAAUUUCAAAUUGGCCCAAAAGUACACAAGAUUAUGCAGCCUCUCAAGUUCAAAAGGGUUACUGCGUUCCUACAUCUGUGAUGGAUGCCAACACGACCAUUCACUUGGUAGACCUUCAGUCUGCGUGUCCUGAUGGUUUUGCUGAAUUCAGGCCUUCUGAGUGCUCCGAAUCAAGCAAAUUACACGAGAGGUUAUUGCAAGCUGAAGCUGCAGAUAGAGCACUGAAACGGUACUGUUUGACUGCUAGAGAUGUUGUGAUGCUUAAUAAAUGUGGAAAUGGUUGGCUGGGACAUAUCACUAAUGGAAGCAGCUGCUUGUGUUCAGAGGGUGAGUGGUGCUUGAAUCCUGUUCAGCAGCAAGGGCUAGUAUGGGCCGAGAUCACUUAUGCAAGCUCUCGUUCUCCAGAAUGCUUGCAGCUUCAAAGAGAUCCAUCUGCAAAUUCUGAAACCGUAGACUCCAACUGUGGUGGGACUUUUAUUUUUGUAGGUGAUCUGAUGGCCAUGGCACAGUCAAUCCAAUUAACGUCAUAUCAACCUCGAUUUCUAUUCCCAUUCGCUGCUUAUCUUCCGAGCUUUCUGGAGAAGGCCACAGUAUGGGUGUUCUAUGUUUCUCUUGCACUGGCUCUCCUCAACAGUUUGCCGGUAUUUUAUCUUGAUGGGGAGUCAAUUUUAGAGUUAGCUCUGAGCUACUUCACCUGGGUGCGCCCGAGUAAGAAAGGUAGAGCUCUCAAAGCAUGUCUAGUUGGUGGCACGCUCAUUUCUUUGCUGACCUUCAUGAAGGUGUUAGCUAAUCUAUACUACUAA